UCAUCACAACCGAAGAGGUGCCGUGCACCAGUGACGAAGAUUGUAGCGACAAGGGCCAGUCGUGCUGCUCCUGGGACGGCGAGCAAGGCUUACACACAGCCGGCUUUUGCGGCGAGAUGUGCACAAGUUCAUUCAUCCCGGUCACGGACUGCCCCGAGGGUUGCGAGCCCGACCCUCUCCCGGUCGUGGGUGGCCGCCGCUCGAUCCUCUUUGCGUCGCAACCGGUGUCCUGCCCCGCGGGCUGCGUGCCGACCACCGGACCUUAGGGGCUGAUUGGACUCUGAAGGAGGGAAGCUUCCGGCUUGCUUGUCCGAACCUAGAACAUGGCUCAGCGGCGCUCGACAGAGAUGCCCCCCUCGCCGGGGCGGGGUUUGACGCGCGCGCGCGCGCGCGCAUCAACCACUAGCGCACACGCGCGCGCGCAUCAACCAUACGUAGACUAGCACUUGCUCUCUCUCUCCUCUGAGUGGGGUGUGGUUUAAGUGGUGUGACGUUGCGCUUGGUGCGUCAGUCUGUCUCUGUCUCUGUCUCUGUCUCUCUGUCUCUGUCUCUGUCUCUGUCUCUGUCUGUGUCUCAAACCACCGAGGGG
Molecule: messenger RNA, 589 nt
Organism: Emiliania huxleyi CCMP1516
Lineage: Eukaryota; Haptophyta; Isochrysidales; Noelaerhabdaceae
Exons: 2
Source: RefSeq, a predicted model, not a curated record